Myodes glareolus (Bank vole) is the source of this 1659-nucleotide messenger RNA. The record is from RefSeq and is a predicted model, not a curated record. Lineage: Eukaryota; Metazoa; Chordata; Mammalia; Rodentia; Cricetidae.
GAUUGAGAGGCUUUGCUGAGGUCUCAGCUGUGACGUGGGAUUUCCCCACCAACAAGUUACCUGUCUUUCAAGGUCUGAGCUCUUGGGUGACGUUAAGCAUCUGAGACACCUAAGGCUCAAGUAAGUGAGGCCCUCCCCGCCGCUACUCCUGGCUUAAUCCCACAGGAAAAUAAAAAAAAAUUUAAAGAUUUCUAAGAUAGAAAACCUAUCUAUAUUCAGAAUGGUGUUUAUAAUAAAGAGAGUAAAAGUUAGCUGGGUAGAAUGUAGGAUACAUGAGGGAAGCUGCUGCUGUUGAGAAAUCCACUUCCACUGUAGGAAUUGUAUGGAUAGACUGCUUACUAUGUAACGUAUUAUAAAGGGCAUAAUAUAAGCUAUAGACAUUAUGUGAAAGUCAAAAAUCACAAGAAAAAGAACUUAAAAGCUUCUUCAGGCUAGUAAUAGGGAAUUCUGACUUUUUUUUUACUUCUAUUUUUAACCACCUUGCAGUUUGUAAACCAAAAAGGUUUACAGGAAGGGUUAAAAAAUUCAUUAUCAUUAUGAAUGUUAAAAUUAAGGGCAUUGAAAGAAACAGAAUGGGCUGGAGAUGUGGCUCAGUGGUGGCAUGCCCUGUCGCACAUGCAGAACCCCAGCUUUGAUCCCCAACACUGGGAAGAAGAAACUAGGAAAGCAUCAAGCCCGUAUUUAUUUGAAGUCAGUUCCUUUGUCCACUCUAUGAUGACUGAACGCCUGUUGUGUGCUGACCUGUACUUAGGAGCUGCCGUCCAACGGUGGCGAUCUGAAGGAAGGGUAGCUGCAUGGCUGCACGUCCCCAUCCUGCAGAGCCACCUCAUCGCCCCUGCCGCUUCCCUGGGCUUUCACUUCCACCACGCAGAAUCCGAUUCCUCCACGCUGACCCUCUGGCUGGGAGAAGGACCCAGCAGACUGCCAGGAUACGCUACACACCAAGUAGGGGUUGCAGGUGCUGUGUUUGAUGAUAGCACCAGAAAAGUGCUGGUUGUACAAGAUCGAAAUAAAUUGAAAAAUAUGUGGAAGUUUCCAGGAGGCCUGUCAGAGCCCGGAGAAGAUAUCGGUGACACGGCAGUCCGAGAGGUGUUUGAAGAGACUGGGGUGAAGUCAGAAUUCAGGUCUCUGCUGAGCAUCCGGCAGCAGCACAGGCACCCUGGAGCCUUCGGGAAGUCAGACAUGUACCUGAUCUGCCGCCUGCAGCCGUGUUCCUUCACUAUCAACUUCUGCCAGCAGGAAUGCUUGACGUGUGAAUGGAUGGAUCUAGAAAACCUGGCCAGGACUAAAAACACAACCCCCAUCACCAGCCGGGUAGCUAGGCUAUUGCUGUACGGACACAGGGAAGGGUUUGACAAAAUUGACCUCAGCAUGGAGGAACUCCCGGCAGUGUACACAGGCCUGUUCUACAAACUCUAUCACAGGGAGCUGCCGGAGAGUUACACAGCCACAGCGGGGACAGAUGAGUGAGCCAAAGGUGGACACGGUCUGCGGCUAAUACCCGGCACCAGCUUUCUCACAUACAUGAUUUCCAUGAUGGAAAUUUGUAAAUGCACAUAGUUUUAAAUCCUCUUUUCUAAUCAAGAAAAUAAGUGAAAAAUAUUGUGGCUCUAAUCAUCACUGGGUCACAACCAAAGCUAUAAAAGGGAGAAUUCUAAA